ACCAGUUUGCUUUCAGAAAGAGUACCCACUCCUGUAACUGAUGUGGACUCAACUUCAUCAGUUAGUCUAGAGUCAAAAAACAUUUUAUGGGAAGAGACUUUGUUAGAUGCCUUGCUAAAUUUUUCUGCCACACCAAAAGGAUUAUUUCUGCUUCAUAGUACAGGUGCCAUGAACGACUGUGUGAACUUUAUGUUUAGUAGUUUAUCAAAAAAACUCCAGACAAAUGAAUAUGAAGAGUUUGGUAAUAGAGUGCUUGUUGCACAAAUGGCAACAACACCAACUGGUGCAGUAGCUCUACAGAGUUCAGGCUAUAUAAAGGCACUUGUAACUGAUUUAUGGGCUCUUUUGGAGUGUGGAAAAGAUGAUUUGAGGAUAACCCAACGCAAAUCUACUCCAGUUGACCCUAUUGACCAAAGCUGUCAGAAGUCUUUUCUGUCUCUGAUAAACUUGCUCACCUACCCUGCAGUUUUUGAGCUCCUGAGUAAACAAGAUAUACCAAAUAAACAAAUGUAUUCACUCCGCGAAGUACCUACAAACAUUAUUGAUAUCAUUGACAGGCUUGUAAUUUUGAAUUCAGAAGCUAAGAUUCAUUCCUUAUUCAGUUAUGAACAAUCGCAUAUCUUUGGUCUGAGGUUGUUAAAUGUGCUAUGUUGUGAGCUCAAUACCCUUUUACUCUUGGAGACUCAGUAUAAAGUGUCACAAGUUUUACUAACUGCUCAGGAGGAAAAUGUCACAGAAACUUCAGAAGGACCAGGAGACUUUAUAAUUGAUGGUCUUUCAGUGGAAAGAAACCAUGUUCUUGUAAGGAUAAAUCUGAUUGGAGGACCACAGGAGAGGAUUUUGCCUUUGAGAGUACUAGAUAAGAGCAGUGAUCCCUAUCCUUGGCCGAUGUUUUCAUCAUUGCCUCUGCCCAAGUGCUAUCUUGCAGAAAUCCCUAGGAAACCUGAAUACAGACAAGAUAAAGAUCUUGACAAGCUCUUAUCACUCUUAAAAAGUCCAAAGAAGCAAACUGGGUGGAAAGAAACUUGUAGAAAACAGUUCUGCAAAGUCAUGAAAGCCAGACCAGAUACCAUCAGUGGAACCACUUUGGCAGAAUUAAUUGAAAAGUUUGUGUUGCAUCUUUCUGAAAGCCGAUCAGAUUGUUAUUUCAGCAUGGGAAACUAUAAAGCCAUGAAUGCAGAUGUGAAGAAUGAAAGCCUUUCGUCUGUGCAGCAGCUUGGUGUUGAAAUGACAGUCAGAUAUGGAAAAUACCUAAACUUGCUAAAAGAACAUGCUGAAAAUGAGCUGUGCUUCGUGCUAAUGAAUUGUGAGAAAUUUCUGGAACAACAGCAAAGAACUGUGGUAUCCUCACUUUGCUGCUUGCAGGAGUGCUAUCCUGGCUACGACUGGUUUGCAUCUUCUGUCUUCCUCAUCAUGUCAGGGGACAGGGAGAAGACCCUGACAUUUCUUCAGCAAUUUUCAUGUCUUCUUGUUUCAGCAUUUCUCUGGCUACCAAGGCUGCAUUUGUCUAUGCACCUGCCUGUUACCACAGUGGAAUCUGGCAUCCAUCCAGUCUAUUUUUGCAGUUCUCACCACAUUGAAAUGCUGCUGAAAGCCGAGCUGCCCCUUGUCUUUUCAGCUUUCCAUAUGUCUGGUUUUGCUCCAUCCCAGAUUUGUCUGCAAUGGAUAACACAGUGUUUCUGGAAUUACAUGGACUGGAAUGAGAUCUGUCACUACAUUGCUAUAUGUGUUUUCCUCGGUCCUGAUUAUCAAAUAUAUAUGUGUAUUUCUGUGUUCAGACACCUACAGCAAGACAUCCUGAAGCACACUGAAGCCCAGGAUCUCCAGGUUUUUCUUAAAGAAGAAGCACUCUGUGGAUUUCGGGUGAGUGAUUACUUAGAAUACAUGGAAAGCUUGGAGGCGAUCUACAGACCUAUGCUGCUGAACGACAUGAGGAACAUAAGAGUGCAGAAUACAUAG
Molecule: messenger RNA, 1959 nt
Organism: Merops nubicus (carmine bee-eater)
Lineage: Eukaryota; Metazoa; Chordata; Aves; Coraciiformes; Meropidae
Gene: TBC1D32
Product: TBC1 domain family, member 32
Exons: 17
Biological process (GO): non-motile cilium assembly
Source: RefSeq, a predicted model, not a curated record